AUGGGUAGUCACCAGUCAUGGAUGCAGAUCGUCGCCGAGAAACGCUCCCAGCGCGAUCGGUUGUUGAAGCCCUAUACAGUCUCGGAUGUGGACCAGCGACCCCCUCAGGUCCACCGGGUGCAGGAUCGCUCAUGUCUUCAGGACGAUCCUCUUUCGCACAAGAUCACGGAGAUUGACAGUAUAUGCUCCUUGCUUGAACGGCUAAAGACUGGGGAAUUCACCGCCGAGCAAGUUGUCCUGGCUUAUAUCAAAAGGGCUGUGAUAGCGCAUCAACUGACCAACUGCCUCACAGAAGUGGUUUUUGAAGAGGCAUUGGCACAGGCCCGAGCAUUGGAUCGCGAAUUCCGAGAGACCGGCCACCUCAAGGGACCGCUCCACGGUAUCCCACUCACCGUGAAGGAUCAGUUCAAUGUCAAAGGGGUGGACACCACUCUUGGCUAUGUGGGACGUUCCUUUGCGCCUGCUGCAGACGAUGCCGUUCUCAUUCAGAUGCUGAAAGACAUGGGUGCCAUCGUGCUGGCCAAAUCUAAUUUGCCGCAGAGUAUCAUGUGGGCAGAAACGGAGAAUCCUUUAUGGGGACUGACAGUCAACCCCAGAAAUCCUGCAUUUACACCGGGCGGCUCGACCGGCGGGGAGGGUGUUCUCCUGGCCUUACAGGGCUCUCUUCUAGGUCUAGGAACCGAUAUAGGCGGUAGUGUCCGGAUUCCUCAGAGUAUCAUGGGCUUGUACGGAUUCAAACCUAGUAGCGGCAGGCUUCCAUACUACGGAGUUCCGGUCUCCACAGAGGGACAGGAACACGUUCCUUCCGCCAUUGGCCCAAUGGCUCGAGAUCUGUCUUCCAUAUGCUACGUGAGUCGGCUGAUAGCCAACGCCAGACCUUGGGAACGGGACCCCAGAUGCGCUCCUCUCGAGUGGAACGAGCGGGCUUUCCAGUCCGUACAAAUUCGACCCAUGGUAGUCGGCUUGAUUCUGGAUGACGGCGUCGUGAAGGUCCACCCUCCUAUCGAGAGGGUGCUCCGACAGUUAGCCACGAAAUUGCAAGCCGCGGGCCAUGAGUUGCUUGUCUGGGAUGCGUCGGACCAUUUAGAAUAUAUCCGGCUCAUGGAUCGUUACUAUACGGCUGAUGGCUGUGAAGAUAUCCGUCGCGACAUCGAUGCAGCCGGGGAGCCACUCAUCCCCCACGUGGAAGCGCUGGUCAAACGCGGGGAGGCCAUUUCGGUCUACGACUACUGGCAACUCAAUAAGCAAAAAGUUGCACUGCAGAAAAAAUACCUCGACAAGUGGAAUGCGGCACGAUCGGCGUCGGGACAACCGGUUGAUGUUCUCUUGUCCCCCAUCAUGCCGCACUUGGCGAUUCCCCAUCGCCAAGUGCGAUGGGUUGGCUACACGAAGAUUUGGAAUCUACUCGACUAUCCCGCGAUCACUCUUCCAAUCGACCAGACGAGAGUAGGUAUGGAUGACCUUCCGGAGGAGCCAUAUCAACCACGGAAUGAACUUGACACCUGGAAUUGGAGCCUUUACGAUGUAAAGGCCUCUGAAGACCACCCAGUUGGGGUACAGGUUAUCGGGCUGAAGCUAAAUGAGGAGAAGGUGUUAGGAGCUGCAAGCGCCAUUGAGAGAAUCUGGAGAGGGCAAUGCGCAGGGAAGAGUACCUAA
Molecule: messenger RNA, 1656 nt
Organism: Aspergillus affinis
Lineage: Eukaryota; Fungi; Ascomycota; Eurotiomycetes; Eurotiales; Aspergillaceae
Product: amino acid/polyamine transporter
Exons: 5
Coding region: 1-1656 (551 amino acids)
Source: RefSeq, a predicted model, not a curated record